GGCGAUCAAAUCAUGCCUGGUUUAGAAUUUUGUAUUUCCCAAGAAAAGCCGUGUUCAGUUGGAAUAUAUGUACAUACAUAAGAACUUGUGCGGUAAAAAUGAAUUCUAAUCGAGAUAGUUGCUUUACUUUUGGUGAAGGAAUUGAGUACGUUUUAAGCGCAUUAUCAUUUCCCGAUAAUACAAAAGCUACUUUCAACGCUGAUGCGCAAAUAAUAGAAAAUACCGUCGUGAACGCUAUGGCAAGUUACGAUCCACUGUUCCGAACUGCAUUUAAAGGUCUAAGCUUGGGCGGCAGUUACUUGGAUGGCAUUCGGAUUGGUUUACCGGAUGAGUUCGAUAUGCACGUUAAAACUGAAUUGAAUUGCAGUCUAACCCCAGUUUCUGCCCGUCCGGGAUUCAUCUUUCUACGUGCCGACGGUAAGGAUCAUCACUGUAUAAAGCACGUUGAUGGCGAGGGAUUCUUUGUUGAUCGUCUUGCGGUGCAGAGUUGGUUCCGCGACAACAUUACGGCCGUAAUGCCAAAAUUGCAGAAUAUACGCUGCAGUGAUGGACGAGCCUACAGCAUGGAAUAUACGGCUCAUGGCUAUGGAGUAGCCCACACAAUGUUGGCAACUGAGCAUCGUAAUCAUCGCCGCCAGAUCUCGUUUGAUUUUGUGCCUGUAUUUGUGUUCGAACCAAAUCAAUGGCCACGCGACCAACGAUGAUGGUCAAUUUGCUACAUGCCGUGAGACUUAAUAACUUGCCCUUCUACUUAGCGCCUGAUCACAACAAUCUCGACAAGCUGAGCAAGAAGCAGAGGCAAGAAUAUGUGCGAAUUCUGAGCAAAAUUUUGAACAAAUUGAUACGACGUCGAGAUGCUAAUUACUUAACUGGAGAAGAUCUCUAUCAGUUGUUUGGCGUCGAAGUGAAGUGACGAGGACUUGUAAUUGGAUUAUUUGUAUUAUGUAUAUUUUUAUUAUUUUCUGCUUUGCACGUGUUAUAAAGCAUUUAAAGUUAGAAUUUAGGCAAAAGUUCGCUAAUUAGCCAAAAAACCGUCUUUAUCUGUUUCUGAAAUAUGGCAGCAUUUCAAUACUCUUUUUGUAUUUCUGUAACUCUAUCGCGCUCUCUAUGAAUAAUUAAAAGAACAUACAAACUAGCAAGUAACUUGCAGCAGGUA
Messenger RNA from Drosophila nasuta, 1156 nucleotides. Its product is annotated as cyclic GMP-AMP synthase-like receptor. The transcript has a single exon. The coding region runs from base 99 to 704 and encodes 201 amino acids. Lineage: Eukaryota; Metazoa; Arthropoda; Insecta; Diptera; Drosophilidae. The record is from RefSeq and is a predicted model, not a curated record.